AUGAGAGCUGCUGUUGUUAGUGCUAGAACAAGUCAUAGGUUGCUGCCUGCUGUGUUACAAUCGUUUCAGAUAUCAAUUACAUCUAACAGAAACAGAAUCAUUUUCAGGAACAUUAUGUCUGAAACUGAUCCAACCUCUUUCUCUGCACCAAGAUUGGUGAUUAAGAAGGUUCUUGCCAAGCAUCAACGUGAGGGUGAUGGUGCUGUUGUCAGGAGAUGCAUUGGAAGGACUGAAUUGAAGUCUUUGGAUCCUUUUCUCAUGAUGGAUGAUUUUUCUGUGUCUCCUCCGGCUGGAUUUCCUGAUCAUCCUCAUAGAGGGUUUGAAACUGUUACAUACAUGCUACAGGGGAGUAUCACUCAUCAAGACUUUGCAGGGCAUAAGGGUACAAUUCACACUGGUGAUGUACAGUGGAUGACAGCUGGAAGAGGGAUUAUCCACUCUGAAAUGCCUGCUGGAGAAGGUGUCCACAAGGGAUUGCAGCUUUGGAUCAAUCUGUCUUCUCAAGACAAAAUGAUUGAACCAAGGUAUCAGGAGCUUUUGAGUGAGGACAUUCCAAGUGCAGAACAAGAUGGAGCAGAAGUUAGAGUCAUAGCUGGAGAAUCAAUGGGAGUUCGAUCUCCAGUUUACACCAGAACUCCAACAAUGUACCUGGAUUUUAGUUUAAGGGCAAGAGCUCAAGUUCAUCAACACAUUCCAGAAUCAUGGAAUGCCUUUGCAUACAUAGUUGAAGGUGAAGGAGUCUUUGGCUACCAAAACAAAACACCCAUAUCAGCCAACCAUGUGGUUGUUUUCGGUCCUGGAGAUGGUGUAAGUGUGUGGAACAAGUCCUCAAAGCCAUUGAGAUUUGUGCUGGUUGCUGGUCAGCCACUUAAUGAACCAGUGGUUCAGUAUGGGCCUUUUGUGAUGAACACACAAGCUGAGAUUGAUCAAACUAUUGAAGACUAUCACUACAGCAAAAAUGGUUUUGAAAUGGCUAAGCACUGGAAAUCUCAUUGAGUGGGAUUGAAAUGGCUUUUACCAACAAUGACAUCAUCCCAAAAAUUCUACUGCUAAAAAAAAUAAGAGGCACCACCAUUAUCUCUAUCUCUAUCAGUCACUAUCUCCAUCCAUUAGAGAGCAGUCAGACAGGAGCUGAAAAUGAAAGAUUUCCUACUCAUUAGAGCAAAAAGCUUCUAGAAGGUUCAAAAUGCAGCUGGGGGAGAGUAUAUAUAGUUUAUCACCAAAGUCAUCAUGAUGAUUGAUGGGGUCAGCUUUUCUUAGUUGAGUCUAUUUUUUUUUAACAUGAUUUUUGUAAUCUUUUUUUUUCUUUGGGUAAUUUUUGUUUCCUUUUAUAUAUUAUAUUUUUGCUGACCCUUUUGGUAUAUUUCUUAAGGGUUUUUUUCCCUUCUCUUUGUUGUUGGUGGUGGAAAUUGUACUAGGGGUAACCCUUUUCCUUUCUUUUGAAUUGGAUUAUUAAUUAUAACUACUGCACCCAACAGUUGACCAUCCCCAACCUACCAUCCAACUGC
Molecule: messenger RNA, 1508 nt
Organism: Durio zibethinus
Lineage: Eukaryota; Viridiplantae; Streptophyta; Magnoliopsida; Malvales; Malvaceae
Product: pirin-like protein
Source: RefSeq, a predicted model, not a curated record